AACUAUUGGCGAAUCCGAUAUUGCGAGUCUGCGUCAGACAUGCGCCUCGGGAUCGGGAUGGCUACGGUGUAUGAUUUCCGUAUCUGGUCUCAAUUCCCCGAAGACUCGCGUCUGAGGCGUCAGUCGGAUGAGUACCGACAUACUCAACGUACGACUACUAACUUCGUCAUAAUUUUCAUAAUUUUCAUUACAUGCAGUUCUGUGAAUGACUUCGUAAAGAAGUAAACCUGUGGGAGUCUCACGCCAACUGGUGUCUCAUUUCUAUUCUUCCUGGGCAACCUGAUUUUUCUCCUUGGCUUGAUCUCUCACCCUAAGAAUAAUCGCAUCCAGGACAUCUCACGCUCUGUCUAUUUUAUUGUCUACUACAUCAUGGUCAAAACAAUGGCUGUUACGAUUCAAACGUUAUUUUCCCCAACAGCUGGUGCCACGGCUUGUUUGGUGCUGGCCCUCCUUUACUGUGUACGUCGGGUGCUGCUUCCAAAGCCAAUUCCAGGAAUACCAUACAAUAAAGCCAGCGCUGGAAGAAUUCUUGGAGAUGUUCCGGAUGUUCUCGCAUGGAAGGCGGAAACGAUGGAGAUAUGGAGUUAUGUUCGAAAGCUCGCUAUCGAACUAGACUCCCCUGUGAUCCAGAUGUUCAUGCGUCCUUAUGCGAAGCCUUGGGUCAUUGUCAACGAUUUUCGCGAGGCUAUGGACAUUCAGACGUAUCGAAAUACCGACUUCGACCGUGCUCAUUUCCUAGGCGAUAUUUUCAAACCUUUGCUCCCAGGAAAUCAUGUUUGGAUGCCAACGGGUGACCAAUUCCGAGCAAAUCGCCAACUUAUCCGAGAUACCAUGUCUCCGUUCUUCCUUUACCAAGUCGCUGGUCCCGGUAUUCACUCUGCCACGCAGGGACUUCUUAGGCUGUGGCGUGAGCGGGCACGCUUGGCUCAAGGACAUGCAUUCGAGGCAGACAACGACAUCUUCAGGGCCACUGUUGACGUCAUUCUCACAGCUACCUUCGGAUUUGAGAUCGGGGCCGUCGUGUCGCAAGCAGAUAUUCUUUCUAAAACAGAUAGUAUCAACCUCUCUGUUGACAUGGACAAGCCUGCAAUCUUUCCGGCAAUUAGGGAUCCCGACGAAUUUACAUCAAUACGUACUCUGGUAGACAGCGUCGAAAUCGCCAUGAACUCUCCCGUGCCGAGAUUUUCGCUUUCCUUUGCCCUGAAAUUCCAUCCUUCCUUAAGAAAGGCAAGAGCGUACAAGGACAGGAUGAUUGACGAACGAUUGAAAAUGGCGUGGGAGAAAUUCGCCGAGGGCGCGGAUCGGGAUGACCGAGUCAAAUGUGCGGUCGACCUUUUGGUGCAGCGUGAAGUGCAGAUGGCGAAUAAAGAGAAGCGUGCCAUCCAAUACGAUACAUUAGCAAUCCGAGAUGAGCUUUUCGGCUUCCUACAGGCGGGCCAUGAGACAGGGUCUACUACGCUGUGCUGGGCGGUCAAGUACUUGACAGCGAAUCAAAAUGUGCAGCAAAAACUCCGUGCAGCGCUAAAAUCAGCCCAUACGCGAGCCGUGGGGGCAGGGGAUAUGCCGUCUGCCGAAGAGAUCGCCAAAGCAAACGUGCCGUAUUUGGACGCAUUUAUCGAAGAGACGCAUCGGUGUGGCACGACUAGUUCAGCCGUUGUGCGAGUAGCAAUCAGGGAUACCACAAUCCUAGGACAUAAGGUUCCCAAAGGAAGUGACAUCUUCCUCCUCAAUAACGGACCCAGCUUCCAAACGCGACCGUUUGACAUUGACGAGUCAUCGCGUACAGCAACCAGCCGCGAGGCCAAAGACAAGUACGGAGUCUGGAAUCCAUCUACCAUCCAAAAAUUCUGGCCUGAAAGAUGGCUCGUUGAGGAGAAAGCAGGUAGUGGUGAGAUCCGGUUUGAUCCUUACGCCGGGCCUGUGAUGGCUUUUGGGACGGGCUUGCGUGGAUGUUUUGGUACUAAGCUCGCUUCUCUCGAAUUGAAAAUCAUUAUUACGCUCAUCGUGUGGUGCUUUGAACUGCAAGAAACGCCUACUUCGUUGUCGGGAUUCGGGGCCCAUGACAAGAAUACUCGUAGGCCGCAACAGGUAUAUCUUAAGUUGAAGGAGGUUGGUAUUUGAGAGGUUUCAUAGGUUCCAUACUUAGAGGUUGUCUAAGACAUCUGUGCCUCCAUAGUCAAGAGAAUGAUUUUGCUUUUCUUUACCCUGUUCAGGGUGCCUAAGUACUUAAGUACUUAAGUCCCGGACUAAUGCCCACCUAAUCACUA
Hypoxylon trugodes is the source of this 2267-nucleotide messenger RNA. Its product is annotated as cytochrome P450. The record is from RefSeq and is a predicted model, not a curated record. Gene Ontology annotation, molecular function: heme binding; oxidoreductase activity, acting on paired donors, with incorporation or reduction of molecular oxygen; iron ion binding. The transcript has 3 exons. Lineage: Eukaryota; Fungi; Ascomycota; Sordariomycetes; Xylariales; Hypoxylaceae. Bases 370 to 2121 code for a protein of 583 amino acids.